UUUUUUUAAGACAUGUGACAAUUAGAUCCCCUUUUUUUAUGAGAGAAUCGAUGGUGACUCAAUUGCUUCUCUACCUUCUUCUUCAACACUCUCUCUCUCUCUACAGAUACAUCGAUUUGUCCGCUCACACUGAGUAUCUACCUCACAUGACUGGUUGAGAAAUGGAAAAUAUGUCGUAUGUAUUGUUGACAGAUGAUCAGCACUUUCUUCUAUACCUGAUCAUGGGAGCCUAUUUCGCCCCUGAUCUCAAGGAAGGAAGCCCCCUGAAGUCUGCUUUACAAAGACGUGCUGAAGGCCUCGGAGAAUACCUUGCAAAUGACUUAGCAAGCUCGCGGAUAAACACAACUGUAAUGGAGAAUGUCUAUUAUUAUGUGCUGCGAAAGGCAGAACCAUCCGUUGUUGUUAAGCAGUCUAUGCUGCUUGAUUAUAUUCACGGAAGUGUUCCAAUUACACUGGAAGGUUCCGUGAUGCACCUUCAGUUUGAUGAUCUCUUUCCUCCCAUGCUACACCACCGAUCUGAAUGUAUGGAUCAACACAGCACUAUUGAUAGCAUUGUCUUGAUAAGCAACCCCCAAAUGAGUUACCUGAAGCCAUGUGAUCUUGAAAGGUUUAAGAGGCUCACGGGUUUGGAAGAUCUUCAUCUGGAUUGCAAGACUUUAGUGCCACACAUAAGUGUGGAUGACAGUGCUUUACGUAAUACAAUGCAGCAAGACAAUGUUCAACCUCUAGAUUACAUUCCCGGCGCUGAGACAUAUCCUGACGGUAAUAAACCAUCCGAUUCUACAAUGCAUUUUAGCUAUUCUUCAUGUGAUGUUAUACUCACCCUUGUGUCACGUGGUUCCACAGAGUUAUCGCAAAUUACUGCUAGUUCCGGGAAAGAAAUCGAUCAGGGGAUGUUAUUCCUUCCCUCUUGCCCUACUAAGGAAGAGUGGAGCAACCUCGUUUCUUCAAUUAAUGGUGGUUUUGCUCUGACUGGAAGUGCUGCAAGAGGUCAUCUCGGACCAGUUCUAGGAUUGAUCGAUAUUGGGGAAGCCACGGAUUCCUAUCUAUUCCGUGUCUCUCUUCCCGGGGUAAAAAGGGAUGCAAAUGAAUUUAGCUGUGAAGUUGGGAGUGACGGUGCAGUGAUUAUCAAAGGAGUGACAGUGACAGGUGAAAGAGUAGUGGAGAAAUACGCCCAAGUAUUCGAGAUGCGAAGUCAGAAUCUUUGCCCACCCGGCCCCUUCUGCAUCUCUUUCAGGCUGCCUGGUCCAGUCGACCCUCAGCAAUUCCAUGGAACUUUUGCCACGGAUGGGAUUCUCGAGGGAAUAGCACUCAAAGCAAGGAGAUACGCAGGUUAAUCAGACGCAUUCCUAAUCACCAUCUUUUGUGUUUGACUCAGAGAAACUUGUCGAUGAGAGUGCCAUUUUGGGACAUGUUUUUGGUGCCAUCGGAAUGGUGGUCCGUGGUGGCUCGCUCAAUAUUUCGCGCAGUCUUGCAUCGAUGUUGCCUAAUCAGGUUUGCCCGCCCCUACCCUAACCUAACCAAAUCUUACAACAUUGUGUCAAAGUGUAGUGUUGGAUAAUCAUUCAUUUUGGUUGCGGGGACUUCAUGUUCUAAUGUAUCAUGGCAAAUUGCACAAGUUGCAUCGUAAA
Messenger RNA from Salvia miltiorrhiza (redroot sage), 1631 nucleotides. RefSeq names its product increased DNA methylation 3-like. Lineage: Eukaryota; Viridiplantae; Streptophyta; Magnoliopsida; Lamiales; Lamiaceae. Gene Ontology annotation, cellular component: nucleus. The transcript has 3 exons. The record is from RefSeq and is a predicted model, not a curated record. The coding region runs from base 162 to 1337 and encodes 391 amino acids.